ACCUACUCCUAUUGCAGGCUUUGUCGACGAUUAUGCUUUUUUGAUAAGAGGCCUUCUAGAUCUCUAUGAAGCAUCGUUAGAUACUGACUGGCUACAGUGGGCGGAAACUCUACAGGAACAACAAGACAAACUGUUUUGGGAUGAUAUAGGUGCUGGUUAUUUCACAAGUCCUGAUGGAGACCCAUCGAUCUUGAUCCGUGGCAAAGAAGAUCAAGACGGCGCCGAGCCUUGCGGUAACUCCGUUUCCGUACACAAUCUCAUCAGGUUGGCGGCGUACUUGCACAGGGAAGACUUACGGGAGAAGGCUGCCAAAACGUUGACGGCGUUCGCCGACAAACUCGAGUCGAUUCCCAUUGCGCUGCCCGAGAUGACUUCCGCUUUGAUGUUUUAUCAGAGCUCGCCGACGCAG
Molecule: messenger RNA, 409 nt
Organism: Leptinotarsa decemlineata (Colorado potato beetle)
Lineage: Eukaryota; Metazoa; Arthropoda; Insecta; Coleoptera; Chrysomelidae
Product: spermatogenesis-associated protein 20
Biological process (GO): carbohydrate metabolic process
Source: RefSeq, a predicted model, not a curated record